CCUCCUCCGCUAUUUUUUCCUUCUUCCGAGACGCCAUCUUGGAUCUUCUCCUCCCAAAUUUCUUAGAGGUAGUGAGUGAUCUGUUAUUAAAAUCGAACAUACGAGGAACGAUUCGACGAGAUGCAAGCAAUAAAAUGUGUAGUAGUUGGUGACGGUGCGGUGGGUAAAACCUGCUUGCUAAUAAGUUACACUACAAAUGCCUUUCCGGGUGAAUAUAUUCCAACAGUAUUCGACAACUAUUCUGCCAAUGUAAUGGUCGACGGUAAACCCAUAAAUCUAGGACUGUGGGAUACGGCCGGACAGGAAGAUUACGAUAGAUUAAGACCCCUCUCUUAUCCACAGACAGAUGUGUUCCUAAUUUGUUUUUCCUUAGUGAACCCAGCAUCUUUUGAGAAUGUAAGGGCAAAGUGGUAUCCAGAAGUGAGCCAUCAUUGUCCAAACACACCCAUAAUCUUGGUUGGAACAAAACUGGAUCUGAGGGAAGACAAGGAGACGAUUGAGAAACUGAAAGAAAGAAAGUUAGCCCCAAUCACCUAUCCCCAGGGUUUGGCUAUGGCCAAAGAAAUCGGUGCCGUUAAAUAUCUGGAGUGUUCUGCUCUCACGCAGAAGGGAUUGAAGAACGUUUUCGACGAAGCCAUUCGUGCCGUUCUGUGUCCCCAACCGAAAGUGAAGAGGGGAAAUCGCCGCUGUACAUUAUUCUAACGACGGGCCGCUGUGCGUACGAAACAUCCCAAAACAGUCGCACAGCCGACCGACCCAUUGUCCUACCGUAGAGCCGGUUUACUCAGAACGAUCAUUCUAUCGAUAUCGGAAAUACAGAAGCAUUCGUUUCGUACACUUUUUUUCACCUAGCACGGACGAGCAGCGAGGAAUAGGGCAAUAAGUAAAACAAAGAAACAAAAACAAUAUUCGAUCUAACGUUUACGGAAGCUUUUUGUAACAAAUACAUAUUUCAAUCCAUAACUUAGAGCCGAUAGUGUUCAGAUUGUUAAAUGUCGCAUUCUUUAUUACCGCACAAAGCCAGAUACACACUGCAAUGUAAAGGCUGAGGGAACAAUGUAUCAUUGAAAUCAUUAACACUUUAAGUUGAUCUAUUUUAAUAGUUGACUAAAAAAAAUUGUUGUUUCAAAUAAUUUAAUAAAAAUAUAUAUAUAUAUAUAAAUAUCUAGCCUUUAAAACUAGCAGUUUUAAUUGCCGCAGCUUGUGCUUUUUGUGUUGUAUUAUAAAUAUGGAGCAGUACGUUAGCUUUUGUUCCCCAAAAAAAUGCAAUAUAUGUGUUUUUUCUUUAAAAUAAAAUUGGUUAAGUACAAAUUCUAAAAAUGAGGAUAGUGACAAAAUUAGAAAAGAAACUCCUAGUUUUUUAUGCAAAAUCGAAAGACAUUAUCAUUAUCCGAAAACAUUUGUACGAGGGGGAAAUUACGGUCUUACCAACAAAAAAAAAAUCUGUUACUUGUUUUAAUACUUCUAGUGCUGACAAAGUGUAGUUUUGUAUUACGUCAUCUGUUGGUGUUGACUGUUGAAACGAAACGGAAUUUUGUACGUGCUAUUGGUUUAACGGCGUAAGGUCGUAAAAUCGCUAUUCCGGUUCAGGCUACGUUAUAUUUUGCUCUUUAAAGCCGUCUUCCUCGAAUAUUCCCAGACACGGUACUAGGACCGUAUUACAUAGUCUUGUUAAUAGUGUUUCCGGUAUUGAGCAUUCGAAUGCUUCUUUAUGAAACUGUACGAACUGUCUUCAGAUUUGCUUUAUUAAAAAUUUUGUGCUCAGUUUAUAUAUAUAUAUAAUGUAACUGUAAAAAUAUGACAGUUGUAUUUGUUAAACAGAAAAAAAAAAUUGAAGCAAAUAAACUGCCUUAUCUUUUUC
This is a messenger RNA of Centruroides sculpturatus (bark scorpion), 1861 nucleotides long. RefSeq names its product ras-related C3 botulinum toxin substrate 1. The record is from RefSeq and is a predicted model, not a curated record. The transcript is spliced from 5 exons. Gene Ontology annotation, molecular function: GTPase activity; GTP binding; protein kinase binding. Bases 121 to 702 code for a protein of 193 amino acids. Gene Ontology annotation, biological process: cortical cytoskeleton organization; motor neuron axon guidance; establishment or maintenance of cell polarity. NCBI's taxonomy places the organism in Eukaryota, Metazoa, Arthropoda, Arachnida, Scorpiones, Buthidae. Gene Ontology annotation, cellular component: cytoplasmic vesicle; cytoskeleton; cell cortex.